ACCGCUGCAUCGUGCAUCGUGCAGGAGAGGGGAAGAAAAAAGACAAGAGAAAUAGCACUCCUGGCGCGGUCACUAACUACCUCAGUUUCUGCGUCGCGAGGGAAAACAGGAAAUAUCCGCGGGAAAAGGCAUACAGCUGGCUCCCUGCGCUGUUUUACCGAAAUGUCCAUCUUCUGUAGUCUAAAGAUGAGCUGUGACCAGACGUAAAGACAGCGUGGAUGGUGAUCUCUCCUACUGGAACUCAGCUGUCUUCACCUCUCAACCGUGUGCCUGCUCCCAUCCCACUGCCAUAGAGAUCUGCUCUCCCUCACACCAGCAGCAGCAGCUUGCUAUCCUAGCCAACGCUAGUAUCAUUUUAACCAUCUCCCAACUUACUGUGGUUGGCUGCAGCUGAGUUGCCCUGUUGUAACAGAAGAAAGUAAGCUAACGUAAGUUACUUUCUAAUUGUCUCUCACACUUAGGUCAGCUUUUUUGGCAGUUCCUUUUGCCAGUGAACAUUGGUUCCCAACUGACUGAGCUGGUUCGCUAAAGGGCAAAUAAAGACAGGUAGAUAGAAUCAGAGUCAGCAAGAUGGACGAGUCGUACAACAACAGGACGUCACUGGUGAAGGGCGCCAAGGACAUUGCCAAGGAGGCCAAACGCCAUGCUGCUAAGAAGGUCAGCAAGGUCGUCAACCGCGCCGCAGACGAGUACUCCUCCCAACGCAACUACAGCCAGUUCCAGAACGAGGACGACGACGAUGAUGACGGACGCUACGCCUACACGCAGCCCGAUGGCAACGACCACUUCCCCGGUGGUCUUACCGCCAAAGACGAAGACGAGGAAGACUACGCCAGUGACGCCACGGAGGGUCACGAUGAUGAAGAUGAGAUCUAUGAGGGGGAGUAUCAGGGGGUGCCUGCUGACGGGAAGCCUAGAGACGGGCAUGUUUCUCUGGGUCAACUUGUCUCAGACAGCAUGAGGGACCGUAAGGACCUGGAGCAAGAGAGGCAGGCGGACGAGGAGGAGCUGGCCCAGCAGUAUGAGCUGAUCAUGCAGGAGUGUGGCCACGGCAGGUUUCAGUGGCAGCUGUUCUUCGUGCUGGGCAUGGCGCUGAUGUCUGAUGGAGUGGAGGUGUUCGUGGUGGGGUUCGUCCUACCCAGCGCCGAGCUGGACAUGUGUGUCCCCAACUCUGGAGCAGGGUGGCUAGGCAGCAUAGUGUACCUGGGGAUGAUGAUGGGGGCAUUCUUCUGGGGGGGUCUGUCGGACAAGGUGGGCCGUAAACAGUGUCUGCUUAUCGCUAUGUCGGUCAACGGCUUCUUCUCCUUCCUCUCCUCCUUCGUCCAGGGGUACGGCAUGUUCCUCUUCUGCCGCAUGCUCUCCGGCUUCGGGAUUGGUGGGGCUGUGCCGAUCGUGUUCCCCUACUUUGCUGAGUUCCUGGCGAGGGAGAAGAGAGGAGAGCACCUGAGCUGGCUCUGCAUGUUCUGGAUGAUAGGAGGGAUCUACGCCUCGGCCAUGGCCUGGCUCAUCAUACCACACUACGGUUGGAGUUUCAGUAUGGGCUCGGCUUACCAGUUCCACAGUUGGAGAGUGUUUGUGGUGGUGUGUGCUCUGCCCUGUGUGUGUGCUGUCGUAGCACUCACCUUCAUACCUGAGAGCCCACGGUUUUUCCUAGAGAUGGGUAAACAUGACGAGGCCUGGAUGGUGCUGAAACAGAUCCACGACACCAACAUGAGGGCCCGCGGAGAACCAGAGAAAGUCUUUACUGUGAACAGGAUAAAGCUUCCUAAGCAUCUGGAUGAGUUGGUGGAGAUGCAGUCAGACUCAGCCAACCCUGUGGCCAAAGUCCUCUUCAGGAUCAGGACCGAACUCAGAGGGAUCUGGUUAACGUUCAUGAAAUGUUUCAACUACCCGGUCAGAGACAACACCAUCAAACUGGCUAUCGUGUGGUUCACAUUGUCUUUUGGGUACUACGGCCUAUCAGUGUGGUUCCCUGAUGUCAUCCAUCACCUUCAGUCUGAUGAGUAUGCCUCCAGAGUGAAGACUCACAACAACGAACUUAUAGAAGACUUCACCUUUAACUUUACCCUGGAGAACCAGAUACACACCAACGGAGUGUUCGUCAACGACAGGUUCAUCAGCAUGAAGUUGAAGUCCGUCACCUUCAUAGACUCCACGUUUCAGAACUGUUACUUUGAUGACGUGUCAACAGUAGGCUCAUUAUUCAAGAAUUGCAGCUUCGUAGAAGCCUUCUUUUAUAACACAGAUAUUGACGAUUCUAAGCUGGUUGGGUCGAGGGUAAUCAACAGUUCAUUUCAUCACAACAAAACGGGCUGUCAGAUGACUUUCGACGACGACUACAGCGCCUACUGGGUCUACUUUGUCAACUUCCUGGGGACGCUCGCCGUGUUGCCCGGCAACAUAGUCUCCGCCCUCCUCAUGGACAAGAUAGGGCGCCUGAGCAUGCUGGGGGGCUCCAUGGUGCUGUCAGGCAUCAGUUGUUUCUUCCUGUGGUUUGGUACCAGUGAGUCUAUGAUGAUCUUCAUGCUGUGUCUCUAUAACGGCCUCAGUAUAUCAGCCUGGAACUCCCUGGAUGUAGUCACUGCUGAGCUUUACCCUACAGACAGGAGGGGUACAGGCUUCGGCUUCUGUAAUGCUAUGUGUAAGCUGGCAGCGGUGCUGGGGAACCUGAUCUUCGGCUCUCUGGUUGGCAUCACUAAGGCCAUCCCCAUCCUGCUGGCGUCGACUGUACUGGUGGGAGGAGGACUGGUGGGGCUACGGCUGCCUGACACACGCGGCAAUGUCCUGAUGUAGAACUACACUACCCAGCAGCCUUCACUCAUGUGCCGGUUCGGCUUUUGUUGAACAUGCUGUCAUAAGGACUACAUAUCUGGGCUGGCAUUCAAGUAUGCUAUUUGGCCAGCUUCAUGCUUAGCCAAUUAGCUAAGCUAAACAAUAGUACACGCCGUAACAGUACAAAGUCAGUUGUCAUAAGCUGAUAUGUAACAUCUUUGUUUUAAGACAGUGUAGGCCUUGUUACAGCAUGUUCUAAUAAGGAAAUGGAGAAUCACCAAUGGUUGCCACACGCAACACACGUGCGGAAAAGGCUGUGCCACCAAUCACUCACAGACUGUACUCUGUCUUCAGUUCAGAUUUCACUGUAAAAUAUGGCCAUUCAUUUGUUUGCUUGUUUGCUUGUUAAUUUGUCUCUCAAUAAUGUAAUAAUGCCAUUUAUUGUGCCGCUGCUGUGCUAUCUUGUACUUCAAACCAAAAUGCCAAGAAGUGCUGUACACUUCAGAGUGGGGCGUGAUUUCUCCUUUCAAAAUAGUCAGUUAUUCGUGAUGUUUGUUCAAGACUUUUUCACCCCCAGCUCCAAUUGCAAGAAAAACAUGGCCAUAGUAAAAUAGAAAUAGUAAGAAAUAGCUUUUAGUGUCGUCAAAAGUUACAGCAAAUUCAGCAGCUACAUUUCUAAAGAAAACUGUGUGUGUGUGUGUGUGUGUGUGUGUGUGUGUGUGUGUGUGUGUGUGUGUGUGUGUGUGUGUGUGUGUGUGUGUGUGUGUGUGUGUGUGUGUGUGUGUGUGUGUGUGUGUGUGUGUGUGUGUGUGUGUGUGUGUGAGUGUGUGUGUGUGUGUGUGUGUUGUGGGACAGCUUAGGGCUUUGUUCUCUGUUGCUGUGGGUCUCUGUCAAAAGGAAUUUAUUUAGUAAGAAACCUCUGAGCUGCUAGCGAUAGCUUCUUCUCCAUUUCUUUGUAUCUGUUUAACUCUAUCUUUGUCUUUACCUGUAUCCCUACCUCUGUCUCUCUCUCUCUGUCUCUCUCUCUCUCUCUCUCUCUCUCUCUCUCUCUCUCUCCUCUCUCUGUCUCUCUCUGUCUCUCUCUCUCUGUCUCUCUCUCUCUGUCUCUCUCUCUGUCUCUCUCUGUCUCUCUCUCUCUCUCUCUCUCUCUCUCUCUCUCUCUCUGUCUCUCUGUCUCUGUCUCUGUCUCUCUCUCUGUCUCUCUGUCUCUCUGUCUC
Messenger RNA from Oncorhynchus masou masou (cherry salmon), 3989 nucleotides. RefSeq names its product synaptic vesicle glycoprotein 2C-like. Gene Ontology annotation, molecular function: transmembrane transporter activity. The transcript has 13 exons. The coding region runs from base 571 to 2793 and encodes 740 amino acids. The record is from RefSeq and is a predicted model, not a curated record. Gene Ontology annotation, biological process: transmembrane transport; chemical synaptic transmission. NCBI's taxonomy places the organism in Eukaryota, Metazoa, Chordata, Actinopteri, Salmoniformes, Salmonidae. Gene Ontology annotation, cellular component: synaptic vesicle membrane.